Pseudophryne corroboree (corroboree frog) is the source of this 1551-nucleotide messenger RNA. It is a transcript of the gene FIBP, whose product is annotated as FGF1 intracellular binding protein. Gene Ontology annotation, biological process: platelet aggregation. The transcript has 11 exons. The coding region runs from base 117 to 1292 and encodes 391 amino acids. The record is from RefSeq and is a predicted model, not a curated record. Lineage: Eukaryota; Metazoa; Chordata; Amphibia; Anura; Myobatrachidae. Gene Ontology annotation, molecular function: fibroblast growth factor binding. Gene Ontology annotation, cellular component: nucleus.
UCGCCCCUUCAUAUCACUGGCAGCGGCAGCCUGGUCUGGGUGGUGUGACAGCUCAAGUCAAGUACCAGAGCGAAGUUAUAAAUAAAUGUCAAGGAUUCUAAAAUGUCUGCUGGCAGAUGUUUGAUGGAGGCGGCCAUUUUCCCGUAGACCGCGAUUGCGGCCUACGCAGCGAACAGACCCUGGUUUUUGUUUGUUUGUUUUUUAAAGUUGGAGUCCUCACUAUGGCUAACGAGCUUGAUGUGUUUGUGGGAAAUACCACCCUGAUUGAUGAAGAGGUAUAUCAGCUCUGGCUGGAUGGAUACACAGUGAGCGAUGCUGUCAAUAUUCGGCUGAAGAGUGGGAUCCUAGAUCAGACUGGAGCAGGCCCUGAUGUCCUGGAGAGUGACACAAUGGACCAUUACCGUACAUUUCAGAUGAUUGAAAGGCUCCUUCAUUACCCCCCAAAACUGGUGCAGCAGCUGCUCUUCCAGAUACCGCCUUACAAGCAGAGCAUGUUGAUUGAGAGGUACUAUGCUUUUGAUGAGGCUUUCGUCCGGGAAGUUCUUGGAAAGAAGCUCUCUAAAGGGACUAAGAAAGAUCUAGAUGACAUAAGUGCAAAGACUGGGGUGACCCUGAAAAGCUGCAGGAGACAGUUCGAUAAUUUUAAGCGAGUGUUUAAGGUAGUAGAAGAGAUGAGGGGCGCCCUUGUUGAAAACAUUCAGCAGAAUUUCCUGUUGUCCGACAGACUGGCCAGAGAUUAUGCUGCCAUAGUUUUUUUCGCAAACAGUCGCUUUGAAACAGGCAAGCGGAAGCUCCAGUACCUCACAUUUGAGGAUUUUGCCUCCUGUGCCGAGCAUCUUAUCCAGAGCUGGACUCUGGGAGCAGUAGAUGUAGCAGAAGACAUGGAUAUGGAUUUGGAUAAGGAAUUUCUCCAGGAUCUGAAGGACCUGAAGAUCUUAAUAACAGAUAAAGACCUUCUGGAUCAACACAAGAGUUUGGUGUGUACAUCACUCAGAGGAAAAAUUGGGAUAUUUCAUGAAAUGGAGGCAAAUUUUAAGACACUCUCUAGGGCUUUGGUAAACAUUGGAACCAGCCUGACCCAUAAUAAAGACGUAAGAGAUUUCUUCAUUGACCUCGUGGAAAAGUUUAUAGAACCCUGUAAAGCUGCUAACUGGUCUUUCUCGGACGUCCAGCUGUUUCUCACUCAGUACACAGCAUCUGCUCGCGCUCUUGAUGCCUUCAAGCAGCUGGCUCUCUGGGAGAGGUACAUGGGCACCUUACGGAGCUGUCUGUUGAAAAUGUAUCACAAUUAAUCGCUACCCUGAUUUAAUGCAUGACCAUAAGGUAGUUCAAAGUCUAUUUCUGCUAAAAACAAUAUUUACUAUUUAAGGGAAAAAUCAGGUGAAUCAGUCACUACCAGGCUGCUUCCCUCCAAGCGCAUGUGUCCUGUCCUGAAGACAUUCCUGAUUAUAUGUCCCUUAUUUUUGUAGUAUGCUAUGUAUAUAUGUAAAUAUGUACUGUAUAUCAAUCCUGCACCUUUUUUUGAUAAAUAAAAAAAAACAUGUAAAACGG